AUGGAGGAGCGGAUUUCAAUGGGCGAAAAAAAUAUCAAGUUAACUAUACAUGCCAUCGAAAAUAUCAUAAGAAAGGAAGACACGAAUAUAUCAAUCACAGUAGAACAUAAUGGUGUUAUCUUGGGCGAGAGUAAUCCAACAUUAAUCAAAUCGGAUUGUAAAGACAACACAAUUCAUGUUAUCGAUUUCUCUGUUAAUUUGCCAGUUACUUUAAAAGAUAAACAAAUGGUUAAUUCAGUUGUAUCAAUUCCCGUACUAAUAAAAACUGUCCAAAUCAUAAAAGACGCGAUGGAAGCACAAACUCCGUCAGAUGAAGAUAAAAAAAAUGAAGUUAAGAAAAAGUCAAUAUUCAGUACAACAUCUGCAGCACUUCCCACAUCACAGUUAUUAGGGAUAUGCAAUUUCGAUUUGAUGCCAAUAAUAUUAGGGGAAAACAAUUUCACCGAGAAGCUAAUUUUAGAAACACCUACCUUUUCCUUUAAUGGUGAAUUAAUUUCGUGGCAGAAUCUUCCGCGUCUUACGGUAACAGCUUUGCAAGAUCGUGUACCGAUUUCUCAACCAAACGAAGCAAUGAACUUUCUUCACGUUACCAUCGAGAGCAUGUAUAAUAUACCAGAAAUUUUCACAGAAAGUCUUCAAUACAAAGCUGGCACGAUAGCGUAUAUUAAUAAUGAGGUUCCAGAAAACAUAAUUUUCGAUCAUGGUCUUUGGAUGAAGUAUCGGGACAUCGAGAGAACAAAACGAUGGAACAGUUUACGUCAUAUAGAAAAUCGAGCUCAGUUAUCUAAAUACAAACUGGACUGCGACUUUAUGGGAGUGCAAAAUAAAUUUAAUAAGCAGAUUGACUUAGCGAAGAAGAUAUGCGAAGAUAUGCCACGAAUAGAAUGGAAUUCUUUGAAUCGGUGUAUCUUAUGGGGGAGUGGAAUCGAAGCGAUGCGGGAUCAUAUUAGAAAGUACAAAUAUUGGCCCUUUCAAUUUGAAAUAACGGGGAAGACUUCUCCAACGAAAUCGAAAAACGCUUCAUCUACAACACAGUUGUAUCAAUGCUACGUCGAUGUCUCCGAACUUCUUUUCCCAGGCAGAAAAAAUUGCCGAGUCGUAGGACAAUUGUAUAAGUUCAAUCCUUCAGACAUGUCUGAAAAAGUAGGGCUCGAGCAAAAUAUUUUUAGUACAGGAACACAACGCAAAGAAGUGAAAGAGAAAGAUAAAAGAAGUAAAACAUCAAAGAACACGCAAUCGAUUCAAUCGGAAACUGAAACAGUACAAAAAGCAAGUGAACCAAUUACUAUAGAGAAUGGAGAGCCGACAAUCAUAGUAAUUGAAAUAGAACUUUACGAGCCUCUGGUCGCUUGUAGAAUCGAAAAGGACUUCACGAACUUAAUAAAUGAAAUGAUACCUAAAUCGGAAAAGAAACAACAUUAUAUAUAUUCUGCUGACGUAGCGGAAGCGCAGUACAUGCACUGUGUUCAAAAAUUGGCGCAGGUCCUCACAGAAUGUUAUCGAGACGAGUUAACGUGUUUCACUCAGUACCUUUACAAAACUGGAGUAUACUUAUCUGUACGCAAUACAUUGAGGAUGAAAAUUCCCCUCCUGAUAGAUCAAAAAUUCAAAAUGCCUAAAAAUUUAAUCGAUUCUAAGGAAUCUCAUAAUUUUAUCUGCUCUGUAUACACAUAUUUAGUGGAACAAAUGCAUCUUGCCAUAAAUCAAAUGCUCGAAUGCCGAUUUACGCAAGAUUUGGAAAAUGACCUAGACCUGAAGCUAGUAUAUUUCUAUGCUGAAGAAGCUUAUGAGCUUGGACAUUUCGAAGACGCUAGAGACUAUUAUACAAAAGUAAUAGCAUCGAAUAAAACUGACCCGCAUCCUUGGACACAAUAUGCCAUAUUCCUUAAGAAAAUAGGUGACAUCGAACGUGCAAAAGAAUGUUGCUUAGAAGCAAUCACUUUAAAUCAUCAACAUGCAAUGGCAUUAUUAGUGUAUGCGAUGAUUCUAUUUGAAAAUAGAGAAUACAAAGAAACUGAGAUUUUCCUCAGAGCUAUCACUUACUUACAUCCACGAUUUUUUGAAGGCUGGACUAUUUUACAUCUUUUUUUCAUACGAACAGAAUACUAUCCAGGAGUAGAUCUUACGCUUCGUAUUGCAAAGAAAUGUAUGCAAGACAAAUCUCGUACAAUAGUACUAGAUCAAGAACCACUUUCUUGGACCACGAUUCACUGUCCCAAUGAUAAUGUGUAUAUGAUGGUUACAACAUUUUUACUAAAACUGAACUUUUGUGAGCUAGCAGCACUCGCAUUAGCACAGGAAAUGGAAAAUUCCGGUCGAUCAAUGCAGGUUCUAUAUUACAUGGCAGUAGAACAUUAUAUGUCUGGCAAAUACGAGAAUGCAUUAUCGCAUUUAGAAGAAAUUCGAUGCGAUUAUGGAAUGGAUUAUUCGGUUAGUAGUUUAACGGGCCAUUGUUACUUCAAAAUAGGAAACACAGAAAAGGCAAUAGAAUGCUACGAAUUUGCACGUAUGCUAUUUGAUAGACCUGAUGAUCUACAUUUAGUGGAAGUUAGAUUGGGAUAUUAUUAUUACGAUACUGGAAAUUUCGAUCGCGCAAGAAAGAUUUUUUUGAGCGCAUGCAAAUCCUCACCAACUUGUCUAACUUGGUUAGGAUUUGGUAUCAGUUGUUAUGAGUUGAACCAGUUUCACGAGGCAGAAAUGUCUCUGUCUGAAGCAAAUAGGAUUAAUAAUCACAAUGUGGAUGUGUGGGGCUAUUUAUGCCUUUUAAAUAUGACGCUUGAAAGAUACGACGAGUUUGCGCAAUGCUAUGCGGAAAUGAUCAAAUAUCAGAAUAAUCUUAAAGAUAGAAAACUGUGGCUGAGAAUAACGAACCUGAUGAAAGCUUUGGAUUACGCACCACCAAAUUUAAAACAAGCCAAUGAGGAGAAUCAUAGCACAGAGGGGUUUGAGGAACAAUUUGAAAACUAAUGGCACCUAAACAAAAUUUAAAAAAGACACGAACUCGUAAAAUGAAGGAUUACAAUGGCACUUAUUUUUAAUCGGUGGAAAUAAUUAAAAUAACAAAAAAAGAAA
Bombus terrestris (buff-tailed bumblebee) is the source of this 3072-nucleotide messenger RNA. RefSeq names its product cilia- and flagella-associated protein 70. The record is from RefSeq and is a predicted model, not a curated record. Gene Ontology annotation, biological process: cilium assembly; cilium movement. Gene Ontology annotation, molecular function: protein binding. NCBI's taxonomy places the organism in Eukaryota, Metazoa, Arthropoda, Insecta, Hymenoptera, Apidae. Gene Ontology annotation, cellular component: extracellular exosome; motile cilium.